AUUCAACAGUUUCUCCACAAAACCCUCUAAAAACCCCGUCCUCGUUAACCACCAUCAUCGUCACCGCCUUCGCUGCAUCUCCGGGGAACAGGUUUAAAAAUUUGAACCAGGUUUCUCUCUGUAAGGAAAGCCAACCAUGAAUGCUCCUCAGCGUUACGAAAGAUUUGUACUACCUGAAGGAACCAAGAAGGUUUCUUACGAAAGAGAUACUAAAAUCAUCAAUGCUGCUUCGUUUACUAUCGAGAGAGAAGAUCACACUGUUGGGAAUGUCCUUCGGAUGCAAUUACACAGGGAUGCUAAUGUUCUGUUUGCUGGUUACAAGCUUCCUCACCCUCUUCAGUACAAAAUCCUAGUCAGGGUUCAUACAACAAGUCAAUCUUCGCCAAUGCAGGCAUACAAUCAGGCAAUUAAUGAUCUUGAUAAGGAACUUAGUUGUUUGAAAAAUGCUAUUGAGUCCGAGGUCGAGAGGAGGACGCCUUAGACGUUCCAACGGUCGUGUAAAUCUGUUGCUUGGAUAGGGGUUUGGUUUUCCUUUUGAUACAAGAAGGUGAUUAGUUGAAGCAGAUUAUGGGUCAAAUGGGUUGUAAUAAUACCUUACUUCAAUUGAGGGUUUUCUUUUUUUUCAUUUUGAUUCUUUUGCUGUACACCUUUAAACGGUCUUAAAAAAACUGGAACAAGCUUAAUAUGUGGUUUAAGCCAUGUAUUUUGUAGUACCCAGAAGCAUCAGCUGGGAGUACCUUGGUGCUAAGCUUAGAAACGAGACUGUCAGGUAGAGUAUUCAUACAAUUCAAUUACAAG
Molecule: messenger RNA, 798 nt
Organism: Papaver somniferum (opium poppy)
Lineage: Eukaryota; Viridiplantae; Streptophyta; Magnoliopsida; Ranunculales; Papaveraceae
Product: DNA-directed RNA polymerases II, IV and V subunit 11-like
Exons: 5
Coding region: 137-481 (114 amino acids)
Biological process (GO): transcription by RNA polymerase II
Cellular component (GO): RNA polymerase II, core complex
Molecular function (GO): DNA binding; protein dimerization activity
Source: RefSeq, a predicted model, not a curated record